UAUUUUGUUGUUGAGUUCGUUUAAAACUAUUUAUUUCCUUUUCUUCUUGAUUUAUUCAAAAAACUACAUUCAUUUUUCAAGUGAUGGGAUGGCUUUCAAAAAGAGGUUCUAAAAGAAAACAAAAAAGAAGAUCGAUAAAAUGGAAAAGAAAACAAAGACUGGAAGUAAAAAAGUGACAAGGUCGAAGAAGUCAAAAAAGACGAAAAGACGAAGCUCGACUACUGUAACAACAACUACUAUAUCGAAUAGUAAACCAGUGACACCGGACAAAGAUAAGGAUUCAAAAGAUCAGAGAAAGCAGCGGACAAAGCGAAAGGAUCCAUUUGAGAAGGAAUGGUUUGGAAAGGAAUGUGAUGACGUGACAAGGUGCAAGGUUCCGAUUCAAGAAUUUAAAAUUGCUGAAGUUCAACUGCGACCCCGAAUCGAAGAAGAUCAGAAUAUCGAAGUGACAAGUCGAGACAUUGACGAAGCUGAUAUGGAACGGAUAUGCAAAAAAUUCGCAAAGGAGAAAAUCAAUCCAAUCACGAUGGCAGAGCCGAUCGACGAAAAAACGAAGAUUUUGUUGGAUAGAGUCACUAAGAAACCAUAUCCACUGAAGUAUAACAAUGAAAAAGGAUUGCUGUUAUUCGAUGAAAGAUCCUCAUUCUAUAAGUCAAGGGAAAAGAAGAAGGCUGAAAAAUCUGAAUCUAAUCUAGAAGAAGACACUUAUGGACAAGUACCAAAGUUGAAAGAUGUUCAGAGGUUGCCACCGCAGAACGUGUUCAGCCGUCCUGGAGUACCGUUUUGGGCAGUCACUUUGUUACCAACGGAGGAGGAUUUGGUUGACGUUGAUCCAUCAAUAUCAGUUGGAACUGAACAUCUUGAAAUGUAUCAUUUGAAACAAGUACCACUUCAAACUAUCAAAAAAUCAAAGUUAAUACUCAAUGCACUUCAACCAUUGUCUAUAUUAGAAGAUCGUGAUGAUAUUCAUUUCACGCCGGAACUUGUAUUUUCAAAUACAAUUCGAUCGCUUGUUCAUGCUCAGGAAAUGGAAGGAAAACGAAAUGAAAGUAAAUCAGAUGAUGAGGGAAAGUCCGAUAAGAGUUUGUCAUUUGUCAUUGAGAAGCAGGAAGAGUUUAUUUAUUCAAGAGCAAAUCCAAUCGAGACGGCUAGAAUGGCUCGUAGGAAUCGUAGAAGUAAAGGAUCGUCGUCGAAGAAGUGAAACUGAAGUCUUACUUUUCUUAAGUGAAUAUUUAUUCGGAGGCAAGAUAAAAGAAUAAAUGGUCAAAUCACA
Molecule: messenger RNA, 1273 nt
Organism: Caenorhabditis elegans
Lineage: Eukaryota; Metazoa; Nematoda; Chromadorea; Rhabditida; Rhabditidae
Gene: C45G9.15
Product: DUF851 domain-containing protein
Exons: 5
Coding region: 140-1201 (353 amino acids)
Source: RefSeq, marked reviewed